Messenger RNA from Vigna radiata var. radiata (mung bean), 1011 nucleotides. Its product is annotated as proline-rich extensin-like protein EPR1. Lineage: Eukaryota; Viridiplantae; Streptophyta; Magnoliopsida; Fabales; Fabaceae. The coding region runs from base 50 to 673 and encodes 207 amino acids. The transcript has a single exon. The record is from RefSeq and is a predicted model, not a curated record.
AUUUGCUCUCCCCUUCACCGUAUUAUAACUUGCCCGAAUUCAACAAGCCAUGGCCUCUUACCGGUGCACCAUGUUUGCUUUUAUGAUUGCUAUUUCCUUUUCAACCAUGGACAUCACAUUAGCAUCACCUCGGUCUCUACUCCAACAAGUUCCACCAGUUGGAGUCCCACCUGUACAAGUCCCACCAGUUGGUGUUCCCCCUCUUGUACCAGUUCCACCAGUUGGUGUUCCACCUACAGGAGUUCCACCCAUAGGAGUUCCGCCUAUAGGAGUCCCACCGAUACGAAUUUCACCUAUAGGAGUUUCACCCAUAGGAGUUUCACCCAUAGGAGUUCCGCCUAUAGAAGUCCCACCGAUACGAAUUCCAGGAGUUUCACCCAUUGGAGUUUCACCUAUAGUAGUUUCACCCAUAGUAGUUUCACCCAUUCAAGUCCCACCGAUACAAAUUCCACCUGUAGGAGUUCCACCAAUUGGAGUCCCACCUAUACAAAUUCCAUCUACACCACUUCCACCUUUGCCUGGAGUUCCACCUUUAAGAGUCCCUCCUUUACCACUUACACCUUUGCCCGGAGUUCCACCUCUAAGAGUCCCUCCUUUACCACUUACACCUUUGCCUGGAGUUCCACCUCUAAGAGUCCCUCCUUCACCACUUACACCUUUGCCUCUGAAAUAGACAUAUUCGCGCACUCUUCCUAAUAUCCAAGUCCCACCACUUUCAUCUCAUUCCUUUCUUCACCACCGUCAACCAACAUUCUAGUUGGAUUUGGAUUGGAUAUUGGGUUCCUGUCAUUCGCUGCAUAUGCUUUGUUUGAAUUUCAAUAAGUGAUUUAUAUAAUGAUCGCAUAAAUGAUGUAACUUGUGUGUUGUUUGAAUUUCAAUUUCCUUUUCUGUUUUCCAUUUCUAUUUCGCUUUUGAAUGUGUAUUUCCGUUGCACCUCUGCAUUACUUCAUGUACUGCAUGUGCCUAGAGUCGACAGACUCGUUACUAUAGAAUGGAUAUGUUUAUCAUAAA